Thelazia callipaeda (thelaziosis nematode) is the source of this 2002-nucleotide messenger RNA. The record is from the annotation of a GenBank genome assembly. NCBI's taxonomy places the organism in Eukaryota, Metazoa, Nematoda, Chromadorea, Rhabditida, Thelaziidae.
UUAACUCAGUAAUAUUUUCUAAUCUCAUAUUUUUCUCUGCACAAUAUAUUUAAUUUAUUUCCAGACAGACAUAAAAGUUACUUCAAUUAUCGGUUCUGCACUGUUUCUUCUGCCAUUAUUUACUGGUAGCGUGUGUGGUAUCAAUAUACCAUCCACACUUAAAUCUCCUACAAAAAAUAUACCAAUUGGCAUCUUGUGCAGUUUAUGUACCAUGCUUUUUCUGAUUUCAUUGCUAUCUGUUUUAUUGGCUCUUGGAGUGGAACGUCAUUUUCUACUGGAUAAAUUCGGAUUUGGGACAUAUCCAGUUGUUCCAAUUAUCUUUUCAGCUUUUCAGGCAGUGCAUCCUGUAAUAUUUGUCAGUGGAUUAGUGUUAAUGUCAAUAAUAGCCGCUACUCAGAGCAUGUAUACAGCGAAAAGUUUAUUGCUCAAUAUCAUUACAAGUCAUUUGAUUCCGGUCCCGCGUUUUUUUCAUCGACGAGACAGUAGACGACGUAAAUUAAUCACAGUUGGGAUAGUUUCACUCUCAACUCUUCCUUAUUUAUUUAUAAAUAACGUGGAUUACUUGUUACUUAUUGCUAGUUGCUGCAUGUUGGCAGCGUUAAUUGUUAUCAAUUUAAGCACUACUUUCUGUUCUGCGCUUAAUUUUCCCAGUUUCCAUCCAGGGUUUCGUCUGUUUCACUCAUUUAUUGCCAUAUUCGGUGUUGCUAGCUGUACUCUUUUGCUGUUUGGAUGUAAAUUACAAAUUGGUGUGAUGGUUGCUAUCAUCGUUACAAUCAUUUACUCUGCAAUUGCCAUGCGUUCAAAAUCUCUUCAUCCGUGGAUGCAACAUAGCGUUGUCAUUGAUAUCGCUAAUAUGUUGCUUUAUUCAUCAACGCAAAAAAGUGCUGUUAGAUUAAUUGAAACUUUUCGUUCAAAGCCUCGAUGCAUUGUUUUCAUGCGAUUCCCUGCGGCUUCUGACAAUUUACUUCAAAUGGCAAAAAUUUUAUCACAAAACCGUAGUGCUCUUUGUAUAUCAUUGAUACGUGAUGUGGGUGAUCAUGAAAAUACUGGUUAUGAUGAUGUAUACACAGCACGCCAGUGCAUGAAUUAUAUUAAACUUUCUGGAUAUGCAACACAGUUCAAAUAUCAGAAGAUUAGCUCAUUACAUUCAAUAGCAUCUGCUUUAGUAAGCUGCUGUGGUUUAGGAGUUUUUAAGUCGAAUACAGUCAUAAUUGAAUAUCCGGCCGAAGCAGCUUUGAAAGGUCGACCAGAUUCCCUUCUGUAUCAUUAUCACGUUCACCGUGUUUGCGUUCAGCACUGUAAUUUAGUUGUUGUCAAGGGUUUUUUUCCUCUGAAGAUAGAGGCAUUACAAUCGAAUCAAACUAUCGAUAUUUGGUGGAUCAUCGAUAAUGGUGAUGUCUUGUUAAUGGUUGCAAAAAUGCUAAGAAAGCACAAAAUGUGGCUUCAAGCAAAGUUACGUCUAUUUGUGGUGGUGGAUUUGAAAGAUGAUAUUGAGCAAAUUGAAAGAGAACUUUAUUUGUGGCUUACUGAUAAUCACUACUUGCUUGACAAAAUCGAAUUCAUCAGAGCUGAUGUUAGAUUUUUGUUUAAAAGUCUAGUAUAUUUCAGAUUACUUCCAACUUUUAACUUAAACAAUAAAGUGUUUGAAGAAUUUCGAGAGCGACUUCCUGAUGGUAAGCCGAUACAAAAUGCUGUAGACAAUGGAUUUCGGAAAUCUCAAAUGAACUCAAACUUAGAAGAAGGUGAACGUAGCUUGAGACCACGCGAGCUAAAGAUAAGAGCUCAACAACUGAACAGAGAAAUAUGGCAGCGUAGUUCAGAAGCUGCUUUGGUCUUAAUGAAUAUGCCAGAACCGCCAAAAAAUUUAGAACGUUUUUGGAAAUAUUUAAAUUUUUUGAAUGAAUUGUCUCAUAAACUGAAGAAAGUACUAUUUGUUCGAGGAGUUGAUAUAACGUUCAGUGCUGAAAGUGACACGUCGACUAUUAGGGAUUGGACUGAUUAA